Molecule: messenger RNA, 5430 nt
Organism: Cordyceps militaris CM01
Lineage: Eukaryota; Fungi; Ascomycota; Sordariomycetes; Hypocreales; Cordycipitaceae
Exons: 5
Coding region: 1-5430 (1809 amino acids)
Source: RefSeq, a predicted model, not a curated record
AUGCGUUGGCUCACCCCAGCCUGCUCGUUCAUCAGGUACCUGUCGUACUACCGACGCUACCACUCUUACCUCUACCCGCCCUGCCAGCUUUUUGGCCUGCCGGCCCGCCACCGCUACGGCUGGCCAACGCACGCUGCAAGCUGCACACUGCACACGCACCCGCUGGACUUGGGGCUCCGCACCGCCUUCUUCCUGGUGAAGCUACUGCUCGAGCUGCCUGGCGCCCGAAUAGCUUCACCUCUCAUGGGACCAGUAUCAUGUCCAUGCAGCGCUCCCUCUCUUCGCCAGUCCGUACGCAAUCCACGCCCCCCUACUGACGUUGCUACAGCUCCCCAACUCGCUUCCGCUGCGCCAGCCAACGCGCCACCGCCGUCGAUAGACCUCUCGACCAAGCCGCACCGACCCGUCCGGCACCGCUCCCCCAGUCCCAGGCCUACCUCUAGCUCCCGGACCCUUGAUGCCAGGCCUUCCCGCAGGAAUGACGAUACUUUGCGGCCCAUCCGUCUCCAGGACGGUCCCCAGGCCGCAAAGCCUUUGCUGACCGACACCACGGCCUCUGCCCUGCCACCCGCGUCUGUUCGUCCGUCCCAGGAGCUCCCCAUGAGGUCCCAUACCAUCCAUGGGGAGAGGUUAGCCGCUCGCAAACCCCGGCCCCUCAUCGAUAAUGUCGCCCUCUACACCAACCACAACUUGCCCGUGCCCAGGGACACCACCACCCUCCAGGAGCUAGCCCACUUGACCCGACUGUCCAGGUACCAAGCCCGCAAGAGGAAUAUCACCCGUGUUCGUCUGGAGAGGACCCUCAUCAGCACCGCGCUCGGCGCCCGCCUGACGCGCUGCGGUCACAUUGCCCACCGCAACUUGGUCGACAGCUUCCGCAAGGACGAAAAGGACAACUUUGCCGCCCUGUACAAUGCCGUACAGGACGUCAGAAAGAGCUGCGACGAACUGAGGAGAUUUGCCCUUCUCGAACCUGACCUGGAAUCCCAGUCCUCCCCCAUCCUUGGCUCCUCCGAAAGCGUCGACACUAUUUCGCCCCCUUCCAAUGACGAAGCCCCUCCACGCCCCGCGGCCACCUUUUUCGACGACAUUUCUGUCUCAGCUAGAGACUGUUUCCUUGAGUUCCUCUCCGAGAUCCGGAAUAACCCGGAUUACUUGCCCGCUAGGAUAUCUUCCCUCUCCAGCUCGGAGCUCAACGUCUUUCUUACCCCCCAUCGCGGCCUCGAACCAGUCGAGUCUGUCCUUUCUUCCACCAACCGCUCCUAUGCCCGGAACUACCCCAGCAACCGCCACGCCGUCGGCGACGUCGAGCGCUUCAUGUCCUUUCAGCGCCACGACCCACUUUCCAUCCUCAUUCACACUUGCUUUGCUAACUCGGCAGGCCCUGACAGCAGCGAGGACCGAAAACGCUUGGAGGUCUGGGCCUCGGUCCUGGCCAAACUCAUAUCGGAGCCCAAGUCCUCAAGUGAGCACUUCUUGAUCUGCGUACUCAACUGCUGGACCAUGAUGCGCGAGUGGUCCGGAAAAUCCAACAUGGAAUGGUACCUCAUGAAGAUCCUGUCUGACGGCGCCUUUCUCCUCGAAAGGGCCGAAGACCAACAUGGCACCCGCUUCAAUCUCUCCGAUUGGACCCAGGCCGACGAAAUUGCUUCCCGCGAGUUUUACGAGAAUGCCGUGGACCAGCUCUUUGAGAUCGUGGAUGACCCGGACAAUACUGGAAUCCCGGAUGGCCUGCUUGAACUUGGCAACGCCGUCCUGAAGAAGUUGGACAGUAAGUAUCUCGACAACACAUCCAAAUGGCUUGUCUGGAGAUGUCUCUUUUUUGUCUUCUUCCUCGGCGUCAUUGUCUAUCCAGAGUCACACGGAAUGCUUACCGAGCACCACAUCACCCCCUAUGCCAGGGAAAAGAUUCUGAAAAAGGUUGCCAUGAAGGCACACGAAUACGUUUCCGGUCUCUGGAGCGGAAACAAGUCUACUGCCGCCAAGACAGCUGAUAUUCCGCGCCAUAUCCAGGUCCACAUCGAGAGCAUUCUGGCUAGAUUCCAAAACUCCGAGUACAAACCCCCUGCUUCUCGUCUCUUGCCUGCCAAGUCGAUAACAUCUCUUCGCGAAACGGUAGAAGUUCACCCCUAUCUAGUCCUGUGUCCGGCGGACCUGUCCUGCUUGGUGAAUGCCCUGUAUCCGGAACGCCGUCCACUAUCGUCCGCCUCGAGCACGUUCAAAUCUGGCUCUGCCUCCAUAUCAGGCCUUUCCUCUGCGUCCACACCUGUGGCCUUUUCCAACCCGAGAAACAGCUUUGAGACUGCAUCGGUAAUUAGCACUAGUGUAUCCUCUGUUUUUAGCGAGGCUGCCUCUCGCGACGACCAUGCUGAUGGCUCCGCCAAGACUACUUCAGUGCGAGACUCGCCCACCAUCACAGAACCAGAUCUACAGCGCAAGCUCAACAAAUACGAGGACGGCGGCUAUCCGCUUCGACUUGCGCUUCACGAACUAAGCCGAACUCUCGGUUCAGACCUCGUUCGUGGCGCUAGCCACCCUUGCGCAGAACGUUGGGUGGUGCUUUUUGUGUCGUCCGAUGGCAAGAAGCUAGAGACGAGUCUCAGCUACGACGCUGAUGAAGAACACGAUGAGCGCAAUUCGUCGAGUAGCGACUACGAUAACGAAACUGCAUCAACAUCCGAGCUAGACAAGGGCUACUACCAACUGCGUGAUGCAGUCCUUAAGCUGGUGGAAGAAUACGAAAUUCCUCGAGAUCUGGAAGCAGAGGCCAGCGAUGUUGAAAUUUCCAAUCGUCCGUCUAGGCUGAAAAAGCCUAUGCCGAAACGCACCGCUAGGCGAGAGAAGCUUGCUCCGGAGCCAACUGGUGGUGUUUCAAUACGCCGAUCACACUCGCCGCACACAUCGCCUCGGCCUGUGAUCCAUUCCGCCGAGCCCGAAAAAGAGGCCCCGCUCCUCACAAUGCUUAAAGCAGCGUGGUCUCAGUCCAAAGCGCAGGCCGACUUUGUGUCGUCACAUAUGUACUGGAGGACACUGAAUCAGCUUCGCAGCCUAAGCUCGGAAUCUCUGCGACGCAAUGGAUAUGCGGCGCUCAUCAACAUAUUUUCCCGUGAACCACGAGACUAUAUCAGCAAGUCGGCCAUUGCUAUUGAAGAAUACGAAGCCUGGCUGGUCUGGCUUAAGCAGAGUCAGGAGCGUCUAGAGUGUCAGAUUGAUCUCAUGAUGCGGCAGACGAGGGCGAUUCGCGAUAAGAUGUGGUACAUUGCUGAUGUUCGCAACUCCAAGGAGUACGAACACAGCCGUGACAUUUGCCAAGCACUUCGUGCCAUGGGCACCACAAGUCGCUGGCGCUCGCCAACCUCGCGGUCGGGCAAGAGCAGCUCAUACAUUAACAAGGCUGAGUCUCAAGUGUUGGACAUGAUUGCAGCCUUGCCUGACCAAGGCGGACCCAACAAAUUGAGUGACGAGCAAGCAGAUUUGACAUCGGCUUGGCUCAAACGAUAUGGGAUCGAAAACUUUUGCCAGGGAGAAGAGAGGAUACACCGUUUCUGCUGCGAGGUAGAAAGAUGCGUGGGAAAACUGGUUGGAGAAACAAUUAGAGAGGCCCCAGUGCUGUGGUCCAGCGAGCUCUACAAACGGGACAAGGCAAUGUACGAUCGGAUGAAGAUGCGGGAGAGAGACCAUGGGUGGUCAAGCGAUGACACAGCUAGCAUCAUGAGCGAAAAUGAGCGACGGCAAACAUUUUCUUCGCUGCGACCCUCGACCUUUGGAAGAGAUCUGCGGACCGUUAGCUCACAAAACACAUCCCUGGAAUCUGUUCGGCAUGGGUUUGCAAGACAUGCCGCGUCGCUGUCCGAGGUACUUGAUGGCCAUGACAGCUUUGACCGAUACUCGCCUGUUCAAUCAUCGGAUUCGGUCCACACUUUCUGGUCGCCAUUUCAGCCGCCCAGAUCUCCUGCCUCCGGCCGCGCCUACUCUCCCACUACCAGCUUAACAACGUCGUCUACCGAAACGGUGUACCAGCACGUUGCUGAUGGAGAUCGGGCCAGGUUUCUCACAGAGCUCAGACAAUCCCUGACAAGCCUGCUGUUGUCUGACCUGGGUAGCCAGCUCCUAUCCAAAGGAUCCGAAACAGACAUGUGGGUGGCGCAGCUGGGGCAGGAAUGUAUCGACCGCAAGGAGGCGCUGGAGCAGCACGCCCAACGAAAGAGUGCGCUGAAGGAGAAGCCAAGCCGCAGUUCGACAAAACCUAGGGUCAUUGAGAAGAAGAAAAGCUUUGGCAACCUCCGUGGUGCUGGGGAGAGCGCACUGGAGCGGCUAGAUGGGGUGGAUAGUUCCUCGAGUCCAAGCACGUCGAGCUUUCUCACCCAGCUGGAAGAUACUCAGCCUGGGAAGCCGAGAGACCAGGACGCAGAAUUUCCAUUCAGAAAUGCCUACCGACGCCUGUUAACCAUGUUUUCGGUGCAUCCGAAUCCCUACGCUAAGCUACAGGCGUUGAAGGAACUUGAGCAUCUCUUGGCGGCGUCGAUGCCAGCCUCGGUACGCAAAAAGUCAAGAUGGAGACCGGAGAUGGCGACCAGUCAGGAGACCAGGGACAUGGCGCCUCGACGCACAACCCUAGAUGGAGCCAUUGACUCAGUCCAAGAAAAGCGGAUGCAACAGACGGGCAAUUACAACCUGUACGCCGCCAGUGGCGGGUCUCGUGGGACGUCUGGAACCGACGCCAUUAUUCCGGAGCUGAUGAAGCUGUUCAAGGACCCGUCGAUGCGGCCAAAACAGCUGUACCGUGACCUGCAGCUGAUUUCAGCCUUCGUCUCACCGGCCGUGCUUGAUCGACCGGACAAAAGUAAGGCUUUUUGGGAUGUAGGAUUGGCGGCGCUGAAGCUCAAGUCGGAGGUGUGCCGGACCAUGGUGGAAAUGGCAGACGAAGUGUUUGCAGCACAUACACAGACACGAGGCUCCGCCAUCGACACGAACGCGGGAGGCGCACCCGUGCAGUCGUGCACAGGCACCCCGCCGCCACCGUCGUCGACGUAUAAGCUCAAAGACGUAGGCCGGAUGUGGGCCAUUACGGCUCGUGAGGGCUACCCGACGGCGCAGCGCGAGCUCGCCCUGUUUUAUCUGUCCAACCCCGAGUUUGUGGAACGCAUCACACUGCCUCUGUCGAAGCCGCGCGAAGUCUUUAAGCAGGUCGUGAUGGACAAGUACAAGCGCAACGAGAAGCGCAGCAGCGGCGUGGGGGGGCAGAGUGGGGGUGGUGCCGGCGCGGCGGCACUAGGCGGCGGCCCGCAGACAACGGGCAAGGACAGCGACGUGAGAAACGACCCGGGGUUGAUGUGCGUAGCCGUGCACUGGAUGGAGGCGGCGGAGCGAGGCGGCGACGAGCUUGCGACGAGCUUUUUGCGACAAAAUGAAUUCAUGGUACGGGGAUGA